GGCUAUGUGCAUUCAUACCAAUAAAUGCGAAAAUUUCAGCAUUUUCAUUGUUUAUUCUUUAAUUUUGUUUGAAAAAUAAAAUAAAAUAACCAAAAAAAAAAUGAUAUAAAAAUUGUCAUAAACGUUUGUGGUGCCAAAUCAAAGUCAAAGUACAAAAAAUAGCAUAAGCACUUGAACUGAUAAAACGAACGUCUGCGAUAAGAAAUAAUCGAAUUGAAUCGUAUACAAAAUCAACAACCGAAUCGAGAACUUUGUUCAAAACUCUGUUAUAGCUCCAGUUGAGCAAAUUUUUGAUCAAAAAUGUCAUCCAACGCAUUCAAUGCAAUAACACGACAAAUAAAUUGUUUAUUUGGCAACAAGGAACCAUGGCAGGUGGCAUCGAUUACAGCUAUAUCGCUAAUGACCGUCAUAUGGCUUUUGGAGCAAAUUGACCACGAUGAAAGUAUAAGCUCACGAGCGAAAAACAAGUUCUUUAAGCUAAUGCGGUUGUUGCCGCAAGUACAACGUAAAAUCGAUACUGAAGUAUCGAAGGUAUCCGCUGGAAUGGAAAAAUCCGUUCAAGAUCGAACCGCUCACAUGGAAUACUAUUCGACAUUACCAUUGCUUGGACUAUCCAAUGAAGAGUUGCUAGAAGAGGUGGAUAAAUAUUUGUCGCUCGGCGAAUAUAAAUGGAAAGAAGGCCGGGUUUCUGGUGCCGUUUACAAUUUUAAUGAACAACUAUGCGAAUUGAUGUCAAUAGUCUAUCAGAAAACUGCAUACACAAAUCCAUUACAUGCGGACAUUUUUCCCGGCAUCAAUAAAAUGGAAGCCGAAGUUGUACGAAUGUGCGCUACAAUGUUCAAUGGCGACGAAAACACCGUGGGAACGAUGACCACCGGUGGCACAGAGUCAUUGAUUAUGGCAUGCAAAGCGUAUCGUGAUUAUGCCCGUGAAGUUAAAGGAAUUUACAAGGCAAAUAUUGUGAUGCCCCGUACUGCACAUGCCGGUUUCGAUAAAGCCGCACAGUAUUUCAACAUUCACAUCAAUUACGCGGACAUUGAUCCAAUUACAACCAAAGUGAAUAUGAAGCAAAUGGCCGCGAAGAUAAACAAAAACACAAUCAUGUUGAUUGGCUCAGCACCAAAUUUCCCGUAUGGAACCAUGGAUGACAUCCAAGCAAUUGCUGCAUUGGGGCUAAAAUAUAAAAUCCCUGUACAUGUCGAUGCAUGUUUGGGUGGAUUCUUAAUUCCAUUCAUGAAACGAGCCGGAUAUCCAUUGCCACCAUUUGAUUUUCGUGUUAAAGGUGUCACAAGCAUAUCAGCCGAUCCACAUAAGUAUGGAUUCACUCCAAAGGGGUGCAGCAUUAUAUUGUAUUCGGACAAAAAGUAUCGUCAUCAUCAAUACACAAUGACAACCGAUUGGCCGGGCGGUGUUUAUGGAUCGCCAACGGUGAAUGGAUCACGUGCUGGUGGUUCGAUAGCUGCAUGUUGGGCAACAAUGCUUCAUUUUGGUAUUGAUGGUUAUGUAGAGGCGACAAAACGUGUCAUCGACACAACACGUUACAUCGAACGUCAUUUGCGACAAAUCAAAGGCAUUUUUAUUUUUGGCACACCAGCCACGUCUGUAAUUGCACUUGGCUCACGUGAAUUUGACAUUUUUCGUUUGACCGAUGCAAUGUGUUCAUUUGGUUGGAAUUUAAACACACUUCAAUUUCCGUCCGGAAUUCACAUUUGCGUGACAAUGCUGCAUACAAUGGAUGGCAUGGCUGAUAAGUUUAUCAAAGAUAUUAAAGCAGCUGUUGGUGAAAUCAUGAAAAAUCCAGGAAAACCCGUCGAAGGAAAGAUGGCGUUGUAUGGCCAGGCACAAACUCUAUCUGAUCGAUCACUAGUUGCAGACAUCACACGUUGCUUCAUCGAUUCAAUGUAUUAUACACCGGGGGCCGCUAUCAAAAAUGGCAAAUGAUCCAAACUGUACCUUCCAUUAAUCAGGUCUACUUAAGGCGGAUUAGCAUUUUUUUUCUUCCUCACUGUGUUUGUUUUGACAUAUACACAUGGUGUGUGAAAAAGCAAUUUGGUGCCAUUUCCGACCAAUCAAAUUGGUUGCAUUGAAACUGUUAUAGCUUUUUUGUAUUAGAGAGACCUAUUUAAUAUUGCAAAUAGUCCAUAUUUUAUGUAAUGAUCAAAGAGAAUUGUGCUUAUCUUAAAGAUGCAUUUAUAUAUUUACAUGAAAAUUGAUGUCUAACAGUUACAGAAUUAAAAAGAAUUAUUGAAAUAUAUUGAUGUAUUAUUAGAGAAAAAGAGUAAUAAACUAUUUAUGAUUUGUUAGAAAUACUUGAUGACAACGUA
Molecule: messenger RNA, 2324 nt
Organism: Contarinia nasturtii (swede midge)
Lineage: Eukaryota; Metazoa; Arthropoda; Insecta; Diptera; Cecidomyiidae
Gene: Sply
Product: sphingosine-1-phosphate lyase
Exons: 7
Coding region: 301-1941 (546 amino acids)
Biological process (GO): carboxylic acid metabolic process; sphingolipid catabolic process
Cellular component (GO): endoplasmic reticulum
Molecular function (GO): sphinganine-1-phosphate aldolase activity; pyridoxal phosphate binding
Source: RefSeq, a predicted model, not a curated record